This is a messenger RNA of Bipolaris victoriae FI3, 168 nucleotides long. RefSeq lists its product as hypothetical. Bases 1 to 168 code for a protein of 55 amino acids. Lineage: Eukaryota; Fungi; Ascomycota; Dothideomycetes; Pleosporales; Pleosporaceae. The record is from RefSeq and is a predicted model, not a curated record. The transcript has a single exon.
AUGGGUAUAUGGGGGUCGUGCUCGUUAGCAAGAACUUUGCUACGGGUACGCCGGCCCCACAGCCGGAUUAUCGCAGAGUGGCGAUAUUACCGUUCUCAUUGUUACUGCUUUUGCUGUCAGACCGCAUUUUGCGGAGUAAAUGGCCGAGGCAAUAUCGAGGAGGCGUGA